UCGAUAUGAAGAAGUACCGCAGUGCUUAUCACAAAUUAUCAUCAACAAACAUCAAAGCGUCAAGUGUUUGCGUCGAAUCGUUCCUGAUGCACUUUUCGUUACCUUGCUCUUGUACCUCCCCCCCCCCCAAUGUCUCCUCCAAAUCCCCCAGGACCUGUUGAAGGUGCAGAAAGUGUAAAAAAGAUUCACACGUGAAAUAUAAAAAUAAACAUUUACCACUACACAAAAUGUAUCGGUUAAAUUUAAUAUCUCGUGUAUCUAAAUGCGUUUUGUCAGGUGUCGAAUUCAUUCGUUCGACAACAAAUGCUCGACGCAAUGUACACAUUUGUAGAAAUAUUUACGCAAACCCUUUGCAACUCGUUAGAAUAGAAAAACGUCGCUCUUACGAAGGUCACAAGUCGCAGAAAAAAAGAUACAUCCUGUUUGCUGCGUCUUUGCCCACCUUGAUCUUCAAUUUUCUCUUCGAUGUUGAUGAGGACACCGAGAAGGAAGUCCCGGAAGUCAUUAUGACAAUCAAACGAUCCAUAUUGUUGAUACAGAAGGGAGAAUUGGACAAGGCGGAACAAAUGUUGCACAUAGCUUUGCGCCAGGCGCAGACUAUGGAGCAUUACGACGCUGUCACAUACAUUUAUGACGUAAUGGCUAAUCUCGCCUUCGACAGAGAGGAUUACAAGAAGGCGGAAAAGUUGUUUGUCUCAGUUUUGCAAAGACUGAUGUCCAACGGAGCUACGCAGGAUGACAUGAGAAUCAUUCACAUAAGUCUAAAAAUGGCUAAAGUAUACGAGAGUCAAAAGGAGAUAAAAAAAGCAGAUUUGGGCUACAAAUUCUGCAUGGAUAAUUUGAAAUCUCGUAUUGAGAGAGAUCCCGAGGAUAAUGAUGCUGUGUUACUGCAAGCUAUGACUUUUGAUUGGUAUGCUGAAAUGUUAUUGUCGCUAUCAUUAUACAAGGAAGCGUUUAACUAUUAUCUCGAAGCUUAUAACAUAUGUAAAAAGAUAUACGGCGAAGAACACGAACAGACAGUAGUUUUGCUUAAUGCUUUAGCGACCGCCAAGUAUAAACAAGGAGAACUUGACGAAGCUAUCAAAUAUUUAUCUGAUGCAAUGAAGAUAGGAGAAAAAAUAUCUGACAUAGCGUACUUGGGUACAGUUUAUGUAAAUUUAGGAACUAUGCUUUUGGAAAAAAGUCUGUACAAAAAAGCUAGACAAUUGUGUCAGAAGGGAAGAAAAAUAGCUGUAAAAAAUGAGGAUAAUGACACUUUACUCGAAGCUGAUGAAUGUCUCAAGGAAGUAAACAGAUUACUGUAUUCCUGAAUUUUGUGCAAUAUUUAAAUUCAAUCUAGUUGUAAAGAUUACAUGUAUAUGUAUGUACAAAGAAAC
Molecule: messenger RNA, 1376 nt
Organism: Pseudomyrmex gracilis
Lineage: Eukaryota; Metazoa; Arthropoda; Insecta; Hymenoptera; Formicidae
Gene: Ttc19
Product: tetratricopeptide repeat protein 19 homolog, mitochondrial
Exons: 4
Coding region: 228-1310 (360 amino acids)
Biological process (GO): mitochondrial respiratory chain complex III assembly
Cellular component (GO): mitochondrial inner membrane
Molecular function (GO): protein binding
Source: RefSeq, a predicted model, not a curated record